Messenger RNA from Spea bombifrons (plains spadefoot toad), 824 nucleotides. Its product is annotated as ryanodine receptor 3-like. Gene Ontology annotation, molecular function: ryanodine-sensitive calcium-release channel activity. The transcript has 7 exons. The coding region runs from base 276 to 734 and encodes 152 amino acids. The record is from RefSeq and is a predicted model, not a curated record. Gene Ontology annotation, cellular component: sarcoplasmic reticulum membrane; sarcolemma; smooth endoplasmic reticulum. NCBI's taxonomy places the organism in Eukaryota, Metazoa, Chordata, Amphibia, Anura, Pelobatidae. Gene Ontology annotation, biological process: calcium ion transport.
CCUGAAAAGCUGGAGUACAUUGUCAAUAAAAAUGCAGAGCACUCCCAUGAUAAACGGGCGUUUGACAAGAUCCAUGGUGGGUGGAAAUAUGGAUUGUCCCUUGACGAAAACAUGACAACUCACCCUCUGCUGCGCCCCUUUAAGACGCUGUCUGAAAAGGAGAAAGAGAUUUAUCGGUGGCCUGUCAGGGAGUCGGUGAAAACCAUGUUGGCGACAGGCUGGAGCGUGGAACGUAGGAAGGAGAAGCCCUGGCACUGCACAGGGAAAAUGAGAAGAUGCGCAGCAUGUCCCAGGCCAGCCAGGGAAAUGGUUACACUCCUGUCCCAAACGAUCUGAGCAAUGUUGUCCUUUCCAGAGAGCUCCAGGGAAUGGUUGAGGUGAUGGCUGAAAAUGAUCAUAAUAUUUGGGCCAAAAAGAAGAAACUAGAAUGGGAGAGCAGAGACGGAGGGAGCCAUCCAUUACUUGUGCCGUACGACACCCUAACAGCCAAAGAGAAGUCUCGAGAUCGGGAGAAAGCUCGGGAGCUUUUUAAAUUCCUGCAAGUAAACGGUUACGCCGUAUCCAGGGGAUUAGAAGACAUGGAACUAGAUGCUUCAUCCAUGGAAAAGAGAUUUGCCUUCAAGUUCCUGAAGAAGGUUCUGCAUUAUGUUGACUCUGCACAGGAGUUCAUUGCUCACUUAGGUAAGAUGUGCCUAGCUGGCAUGGUUUGGCAUGGUGUACACCGUGUAUAUUGAGUGAAAGCAUUGGGCAGGGAUUUUAGAUCUGCUAUCUGAAAUACAGUAAUAAUGCUUUUAUUCCAUUGUUUAUUUCAAUCAUAUGGCUCC